UUUAGUAACAUGUACAUAGCGGUUUAGUCUCUUUCUCGCACUCAACCGAUCUGGAAACGUUAUUCCGCCGAUUUAGUGUGUUUUAUGUGCCUAAAACCCUGCUGCAAAUUUGUGUUAAACCAGUUUGUGUGUUUUAACCGGAGUGACUAAGAGACAUUUUCAUUUGAACGGAGAGCCCUUGAAAAGAGAGCCAAGAGGAGCGGGACCAAAUACCAAUCUUUAUCUGUAUGGGUGAGAGUGGAAAUGUACUCUGACGUAAGUACUUUUACACUUUUAAAGAGCCCAUCGAAACUGACCACAGACCAAUUGCAGAAUGACGACGGCCAGGAAAACUCGAAUGGGAUGCAGCGCAUCCGGAACGUAUUGACUCUGGAGGAGCGGGUGGCAGCCAUCCGGCAGUACGACAUUGUGCCCAUGUACAGCAAGAUUGCGCGGAACUUCAACUGUAGCUGGGAGCAGAUCAAGAGCAUUGUGUCCAAUCGCGAGGCCAUCCUGGAGUUCCACGAGGCCACCAACCGCCUGAGCCAGCCGGCCAACAAGGAUGGCGAGCUGCGCCGGCGCAAGCUGAACUUCCUGGGCCACUGCCUGUACGAGUACAUCCAGAGGGCCCAGUUCUACCUGCACAGCGAUGUCAACGAGGAGAUGAUCCGCAACCGGGCCAUAGAGUUUCGCGACCUCAUGCGCAUCGAGGGCUUUGUCCCAAACAAGCCAUGGAUCAACCACUUCAAGGCCGCCUACAAUAUAACCCUGUCGAAUCGUCAGAUCACGAUAACCCGUCGACCGCCGCGAUCAAUGGACCUGCGGGACAUAAUGUCCUACUGCGGGCGCCACACCUCGAUGGCCUGCAGUCUGGUGCCCAGGUCGCCGGAACCCGCUCCCACGACCAGCGACCAGCGGGCCAUCGAUCGACCCCUGUACCGCACCAAGACCCUGGUCACCACGUCCUGCCAGAACCAAGCCACCUCGGAUGAGGUGCACCUGCGGCGCAAGCGGAAGAUCACCUUCCUGGAGAAGUGCCUCUACGAGUACAUCCAGCGAUCCCAGCUGCACCACAAGGGCCGGCUCGAUCUGGACAACCUGCGAACGGUGGCCAUCAGCCUCAGGGACAUCCUGAAGAUCGAGUCCUUCUUCCCAGACAAAGUGUGGUUCAAUCACUUCAAGAGCCGCUACAACUUCACCUUUUCGGUUGGGGUGCCGGUGACCAAUCGCCGGGUGCCGCUCUCCCUGGACCUCCGGGAUAUAGUUAGCUACUGUGGCCGGAAUGAGCACAAGAUCACCCUGGCCCACAAUAAGACGCAGGAUAAGCUGAAAGCUGGCCAGGAGCACUGCCCGGUGGCGGAACCAAAGCCGGAGGAACCCGAGGAGCCCGAGGACGAUGACGACUGCGUGGCCAUUGAAGUGCCGCAGGAACUUAUAGAAAUUAAGGAUGACGAGGACGAAUCGGAGGAGGAGAAUCCGCCGGAGGGGCCAGCCAAACGAAAGCUGGAGGAGGACGAUCCAUUGCACUGUGGCCUCAAGAUACAGAAGAUUCAAUCGCUCUGUGGCACACUGCCCGAUGACAUGGAAUUGCCACAAGUCCACAGUCCGGGUCACUAUUCCGAGACGAGCGACGAAGCGCAUCUGCCGCGUUGCGUAGAGAGCUACAAGGACGCACUGCGUCUGCUGAAGCCCCUGGAGGAAUUCGCAUUAAUGGAGGAGAACUACCGCGCCAUCGGGCUGCUCACCCAGCUGGAGAAGAUCUUUGAGACUGGUGCAAAAAAGAACCAAGAAAAGGACCAAUCUUCCUAAGAAAAAGUCUGGACCAAAUACUUGUGCCUUAAGUUUAACUUAGAUAUGCUAAGCUACAUCAUACCAAGAAAGUAACCCUAUUAAAGGGUAUAAACAUGAAUUCCUUUAGUUAUGUCAGGUAACAUAUUUUAAUCUUAACAACACAGUAAGUGCAUGAAGUGUCCAAUCACAAAUAAAUAAUAAGAACUAAAAGAAAGUUAAUAAAAAAUGAAGUGAUAAACAGUUA
Drosophila ficusphila is the source of this 2014-nucleotide messenger RNA. RefSeq lists its product as uncharacterized. Lineage: Eukaryota; Metazoa; Arthropoda; Insecta; Diptera; Drosophilidae. Bases 244 to 1788 code for a protein of 514 amino acids. Gene Ontology annotation, molecular function: DNA binding. The record is from RefSeq and is a predicted model, not a curated record. The transcript is spliced from 3 exons.